CUCCAAUCGACCCACUGUUCAGCCCACUGUUCGCCUCUCGAACAUGUUCGAUGCAACAACCGCAUGCCGAUGCAUAGGACGCGAUGGCAAACCAGUUUUCGUUGCGCCAGUCAUCGACGGGCAGCUCGCGUGGACAGUAAGCCUUCGCUUCGGUCGCUCGUUUGCUUUGCGCGACAAAUACAAUUUGAAAAUAAAAUUUUGGCCCAAAGCAAAAUUGGUUUUUUCAAUUUGCCAAAACCACAAGCGCCAAACUCCGACAAACCGCAAAGAAAUGCGACGCGACGCGCUGCCAACAAAUUGUAAUUAACCUAUAGAAUCAACUCGAAAAGUGCAACAUUCCCCCAUAAAUAAUAAGCAAGCGUUGCAGUUAAGUUACCGCUAAAUUCAACGAUCCAACUAUUAAAAAACUAAAAGAAAAAACAAAGGAAAAACCUUCAACAUAGUCUAAGCAACAGAACGGAAAAUGCUCAUGCACACCACAUCCAUUUCCACAACGUCGACGGCCACCAUGACCAACUCAUCGUCCUCGGCCACGCCCACACCCGGCUCGACCUCCUCCAACAACAGUGCCACGCUCGAGACGCUUCACCAACAACAACAACAGCAGCUGCAACAACAAUUGCAGCAAUUGCACACGAAUGGAGCCAACAAUUCGCGUCCCCCCUCGCGGGCACCCUCCAUUCUGGACAGUCCGACACUGGCGCGUGUGGAGCGGGCUCGUCUUCGACUGGAGCAGCAGGAGCGUGAACGCGAGAGGGAGCGAAGCAGUCAACGGGAGGGGGGUGGCAGUAGUGUGGGGGGCGGUGGCGGCGGCGGCGGUGGCAGCAGCACUGGCACCGGCAGCACAGCCACAACCAUGAAUCGUGAGGAUAGCCUGGAGCGCAGCAUUUUGGAUCCCAAGAAAGAAAUGGCGCCCUGGCAUCAGAUGUGGACGCAUAUGAAACGCCUCUCGCACGCCUCCAAAGUCAAUUCGACGAGCAGCCUGACCGCCCAGAAAACCGAUGUGGGCGUGGGCCAUCAUCCGAAUAUGACACCAAAUGCAACAAUAACAACAACAACAACAGCAUCAACAACAUCCUCCAUGCCCGGCAAAUGCAUUCUAUUCCCGGAUAAGACGUCCUCGCUGAAAAGCUCUAUGUAUACGCAACAGGUGUACUUCAGGCCCGAUAUGGUGAGUUCGAACAAACAAACCAAUUGGCUAAAUUUCGAUCAAGAACAAUCCUUGCUGGCAGGACGCAUUCCGGUGGCCUCCAUGACAGGACCCAUUAAACGAGGACUGCUCUGGCAGCAAAGGGAUCGACUCUUCUCGCGCUGGAAGGAACGAUACUUUUUGCUCACUCGUGACUACUUGCACUGCUUCAAGAGAGCCUCGGGAUCGGCCAAUGAACGUGCCUCCGAUAUGGGACAGUUUAUCUUCAAGGUCAAGCUGGUGGACGUGGAGAAGGUGGAGUGGCUGAAUCGGCGCUCCUACAGCGCCAUUGGCCUGCUACUGGGACGCGAGGGUCGCGUUCUCCUACGCUGCGAUGAUGGCCUCGAGGACUGGUUCGAGCUGCUGGAGGAAUGCACAAUGACCUCCAAGGAGCGCAGACGAGCCCUGAAGAUCGCCCAAGGACCUAGAUCGAGAGCCUCCUUGGCUGCCCCUGUUUCCCAUGCCUCGCUGCAGUUCCAGCACUUUGGUCUAGGAGGGACUUACUCGAGUGCUCUGGAUGAUUGGCUGAUGACUAAUGGAACAGGAGGCCUGGCCCGUCAUAAAAUCGGAGCUGGCAGUCUAAAUGGCUAUGCCGGAGCCAAUCCCUUCCUCUUCUCCGACUCUGUGCCGGAUCUGAGUGCCCUGAACAAUGAGAAUCACAAUCACCACUUGAGUGGCAUCAGCACGAACCACUCGACGCCGCAGAAGAUCCCACACCACAGCAACGCCAAUCUCAGUCGGUAUUCCAAUGGUUAUGUCUCAGCCCAGAACAGUUUCACUCAGGCUGGGGCACUCUAUGGAUCACCGAGGAGGAUCUUCAUCAACAGUAGCUUUGGUUCUAACCAGGUGGUGGAUGAGGAAACCGAAGAGACGGAGGUUCAGCUGAGAAGACCUAGACUUUUCCGGGGGGUGAGCGCUACUCCGGAUAAUGGCAACGAACUGGACAGGGAUUGGCUGUAUCGGAAGCCAAGGGCGCCCACUGAUAUGAGGCACUCAGUUCAACCCAUGUUACCCACUGGCGGAGGCAGCAAUGUUGGCCUGGCCAAAACCGAACUGGACUGCUCGGCCCAUGAUAGUGGCCUGGACACGCCCCCCUCAACACACCGCCCUUCGAGUUAUCGAGAGGCCAGCAGGGAUAGCACCGAGACGAAUGGUAGUUCCUCGAGGGGAACUCUCCUAAACAACUCAUCGCCAGGUGGCAGUUUUCGGGCCAAGAAACUGAGCAGCCAGGUCAGUAAUCUCAAUCAGAUCAACUCCCUACAUGGAUCGAGAUACUCAGUGCAGGAUCAGCGCAUCCUCAAGAUGCGCAACAACGAAGAGGAUCGUUGCGCUUCGAUCAAAAUGGCCAAUCGCCUGAAUCAGAACCAAGACCAGCAGGCCACCUAUGAUCCCAAUCAGAAUCGUUACUAUAAGAAUGGUAAUGCCACACCCCCCACUUCACUGACGCCCCAGCAUACGCCCCAGCACAAGCUGAUGAUGAUGCACCAUGGCAAUGGUAAUGGUAAUAUGGGUACCCUGAAUGGUAAUACCAAUGGAUCGGACAGGAUGAAUGGAUCGGCUAUCUUUCGGGAGCGGUACCAACAUCCCGCCUUGGCGGCCAUCAUCAACGAGGCUCAGGGUCUGAAAUUCCGAGAACGCGCCUAUUCGGACAGCCAGCAGCGUCGCCUCAACAACAACAAUGGACCGACCCCCCAGCCAGCCUCGCCCUUGGCCCAGCGCCGUAAUAAUGUUGGUCUUGGAUCUGGAGUCGGAUCAGGAGCUAUAUAUGGCACGCCCACGCGCGUAUAGCGCCACCUAAAGGUCUAAUAGAAAAGAUAAUCCAAAUCGAUGGAGGAUUGAUUACUCCUUUUAGGUUAUAUUAAUGGAUAUUAAGCGUAAAUUAGUCAACUUGAUGGAAAGUUUGGAAAUUAUUUGCAUAGAAAAUACUUCAACGAAGGUAGAAAAUAAUAAUUAAUUCAUAAUAAAUAUGUAGUAGUACUCUUAGUGUGUGUGCUCCAAUGUCCAGCUUUAUGUAAAUGUUUAAAUAAAAUAUACAAUAGAAAAAAA
Molecule: messenger RNA, 3235 nt
Organism: Drosophila eugracilis
Lineage: Eukaryota; Metazoa; Arthropoda; Insecta; Diptera; Drosophilidae
Exons: 10
Coding region: 464-2977 (837 amino acids)
Biological process (GO): actin cytoskeleton organization
Cellular component (GO): plasma membrane
Source: RefSeq, a predicted model, not a curated record